Molecule: messenger RNA, 1042 nt
Organism: Polychytrium aggregatum
Lineage: Eukaryota; Fungi; Chytridiomycota; Chytridiomycetes; Polychytriales
Product: Rhodanese-like domain-containing protein
Exons: 5
Coding region: 63-560 (165 amino acids)
Cellular component (GO): mitochondrion
Molecular function (GO): thiosulfate-cyanide sulfurtransferase activity
Source: RefSeq, a predicted model, not a curated record
GCUUCCUCUCGUCUCGAAUCGCCAGGCCCGCUCCCUCCCGCAUCGACACCGACACCGACACCAUGUUCGCCCUCGCCCGAUCUUCCCUGGCCCGUCGCUGCGCUGUCAAUAAUGUCCAGCGCCACGCGUUCUCCAGCUCUGCUAUCUCAGCUGGCUACUUCAAGGAUUACCUUGAGCGUGUCCGCGUGAAUGUCAAGGAGGUCUCUGUCAGCGAGGUCAACGCCGAGCUCAAGAAGGCCGAUCCUCACCACGGCGUCUCGGUUCACCUUCUUGAUGUCCGUGAGCCUUACGAGUGGAACGUCGAGCACAUUCCCAACGCCAUCUACACCGGACGUGGCUGCCUGGAGAGAGACAUUGAGUCCAUUGUCCCCGACCAGCAGGAGCCCAUCGUCGUGUACUGCGCCAGUGGCAACCGAUCCCUCCUGGCCGCCGAGUCUCUGCAGAACUUGGGCUACAAGAACGUUCGCAGCCUGAAGGGUGGCAUCGCCGAGUGGAAGAAGGCUGGCAACCGGGUCCGCAUCAACGCCUCGACCUUUGCCGACCGUGUUGAGAAGUACUAGACGGCCAUCCACCUCAAUCUUUCCCGCCCCUCGCUCGCUGCCUUAUCCCCACGCCAUCCACGCUCUAGCCAGCGUUACUUCCAUCCAUCGGGACCAUCCCAUCGCCUCCCCUUUCUCGUCUCGUUCUCCUCCCAACUCCCUGCCCUUUUUUUUUUUAUUGUUGAUGUUGCUGCAUAUCUCUGGCCAAUCUUCUUGAUCGGCCUAGCCUAAUAGCACACACGAGAAGCUUGCCCCUCCUUCCGGGCGAGAGGAUGGCCUGCGAUAUGGUGGAAGCUUAACAAACGCGAUUACGGCCUUUGCCAGAUCAUCUUCCCUCGGAAUGGGUAUGAGCGAUAGCUGGCAGAGUCUCCAGGCCCGUGUAGCUGCAUGACCCGAGCCCUCCCAUGGUCUGCACAGACCUGCCCGGCUGGUCGGGGGUUUCGGUAUUGAUGAGCCACGAGAAGUGUACAUGUAUUUUCAGUUUAUGAGCGCUUUUUUUUUUU